ACUGGUUGGUUUGAGCCCAAACCUGAAAAUGAUGACCAAAAUUGGUUCUAUCUGUUUUGCAUAAUUUAUUGAUGGCGUUAAGCCUGUAGAACGCUCUGGCCUGUCUUACACUAUAGGCAUGGCCAUGGAUGUUGGCUAAGCAACUCAUCAUAUUCAUGAGCUCAGCGCAGCAACAGCCACCCUUUUCUGCAACAUUAGUCUCUCAAGUCAACUUCUGCACAGGGAAAAAGUUACUCGUACAAUACAAUAGGUCCAACCCUAUAACCAACCAACCACACAUAAAAAUAAAUAAAGAAAGCAUUCAAGAGAAAUAAACCCCACCAUGUACUCUCUUCAAUGCAACACAGCCUCAUUUGCACGACAUUACAAGCAAACUAACCCCAUCACAAUAAGCAUCUUACUGUCUUCAACAUAGGGGGAAAAAAUGGGGAUGUUAUGGCUCCUUGCUUUUAUCCUUUGGCGGAUAAUUCCGACACAAGCAGCUAUCACUGUGGGAGGUGGUGGUGUUGGCAUUAAUAUCGGCAAUGCUGGUGGUGGCGGUGCAGGUGUUUGGAUUGGUGGAGGAAUCAACAACGGCCCAACUCCAUCAAGCCCUUCAGUGUCAAAGCUCACCACUGCUUACACUGCUCUUCAAGCAUGGAAAUCUGCAAUCACAGAUGACCCAUUGGGGAUUUUGAAGACUUGGGUUGGCUCAGAUGUGUGUACUUAUAAAGGGGUAUUUUGUGCAGGCCCUGGACCAUUUGUUGCAGGCAUAGAUCUCAACCAUGCCAAUCUGCAAGGCACUCUGGUUAAGGAACUCUCAGUCCUCACUGAUAUUUCAAUCCUCCACCUUAACAGCAACAGGUUCUCAGGCACCGUUCCCGAUACUUUCAAAGACCUUUCGUCACUUCAAGAGUUGGACAUUAGUAACAAUCGUUUCUCAGGUCCUUUCCCUGCUGUUACUUUAUACAUUCCCAAUCUCGUUUACUUAGACCUUAGGUUCAACAGCUUCUCAGGACCAGUCCCUGAAGACCUAUUCAACAAAAGACUUGAUGCUAUCUUCCUCAACAACAACCAGUUUGAAGGUGAACUUCCUCAAAAUCUGGGUAAUUCCCCAGCUUCUGUGAUCAACUUGGCUAACAACAGAUUCAGUGGGAACAUCCCAGCUAGUUUUGGCAUAGCCAGUUCCAAGUUGAAGGAGAUUUUACUGCUUAACAACCAGUUAACAGGCUGCAUUCCACAAGGUAUUGGACUGUUCUCAGAGAUGCAAGUUUUCGAUGUGAGCCACAACUCACUGAUGGGUCAUUUGCCAGACACGGUAUCUUGCCUGAGUGACAUUGAGGUUCUGAAUUUGGCACACAAUAAACUAUCCGGGGUACUCCCCGAUUUGGUUUGUUCUUUAGGGAGCCUUGUGAAUUUGAAUGUAGCAUACAAUUUCUUCUCUGGGUUUAGCCAGGAAUGUUCAAAGUUGUCGUUUAGGAAGGGAGGGUUUGAUUUCUCGUUGAAUUGUUUACCCGGGAGAGACAUGCAGAGACCACAACCAGAGUGCUUGGUGAUCCCUGGUGGGGGGUUGAGUUGUCUGAGAAUUCCUUCUGCACAGCCUCUGGUUUGUGGGGCAUUGCUUGGGAACUUGGAGGUUAAUGUAACCUCAACAUCUCCAUGAUCUCAUCUCCUUACGUUACUAGUUUUUUAGUAUAACAGGUUGGCCAUAAAUCCAAAGCAAUGUUUUGCGCGCAUUCAAACACUAAUUCCAUUUUUCACUCAGCAAUUCAACGUUUAUUCUGGUUUAAGAUUAUUAUUUUCUGGUGUAGCGGCAUCAUGCUUCCAAUUUUUUCCUUUUUCUUGUUUUGACAAAGAUGAUUUGAAAAGAUUUUCAGGACAGGCAAAAUCCAUAGAUCUGCAAGGCCCGCUUAGACUUGUAAGCCAUCCAAGAUUCUCAGAAAAUAAAAGAAAAAAAAAAAAAACACUUGUUUAAGAUAAACUAGUCAUGAAAUUUGCAUGCUAGAAGUGAAGAAUUACAACAAAAGGAUUGCUUGUUUAGGCAAUGUAAUACAUUGGAUUUGGCAGCUUAAAGGAACGUUUAGCCACUGCAAAACCCAGCAAGUCACUCCAUUGAUCUCCAGAAUUCCCAUGAAUCCUGUAACCUUCAUUUACCAGAACUGAUCUCCUCUCAGAUUUGAAUAUGGUCGCUGGCGUCCCUCCAUCUGA
Molecule: messenger RNA, 2187 nt
Organism: Gossypium arboreum
Lineage: Eukaryota; Viridiplantae; Streptophyta; Magnoliopsida; Malvales; Malvaceae
Product: leucine-rich repeat extensin-like protein 4
Exons: 1
Coding region: 425-1642 (405 amino acids)
Molecular function (GO): protein binding
Source: RefSeq, a predicted model, not a curated record